Messenger RNA from Corylus avellana, 1175 nucleotides. RefSeq lists its product as uncharacterized. Lineage: Eukaryota; Viridiplantae; Streptophyta; Magnoliopsida; Fagales; Betulaceae. The record is from RefSeq and is a predicted model, not a curated record.
CUACAAUCAAUACCCAACUAAACAAACCAAAGGAAAACAAAUUUAAUAAAUAAAUCAAAUGCUCUUGAAGAACCCUAACCCUACCCAAUCUCUCUCUCUCUCUCUCUCAAUUUAAAUACCAACCUUCUCCAGAGAGAAAACCCAAACAGGCUUCUCUCUCUCUCUGCCUCCUCUCUUUUACCCUGUUUCGCUUCUUCUUUAGGCUUUCAAAAACGAGUAUCGAAGAUUCAAGCACCGGCGUUGUGAAUGGUGGAAAUCUCAAGCAGUAGCAAUUUCAUGCGCUCCCUUUUCCGGCCAGGGGCGAGCGCUGCUUUCACUUUCGCUAUUGGUUUCGGAUCCUGCAAGGAGGGCUGGUACUACCGCUGCCUCGGCCUCGACCCCUGAAUCUCUCAACACCCAUAUUCCCUAUUUUUUUUUUCUUUUCUCUUUUCUUUUUCUUGUUCUCCAACCGCAAAUCCUAGCUUUCUGAUUUUUGGCCCUUGAUUCUUAAAAAUCCCAGUUUGGGUCGAAUUAUUUGUUUUUAGAAUUUCUGGUUUUUUUUGGGGUUUGCAACGAUGUUGCUGUACAAGCCGAAGAAGAAUCAGAACGCCAAGGGCAACAGGCUCUUGAUUAGCAUUACUGUGCUGGGGAGCGCCGGCCCGAUCCGCUUCGUUGUCAAUGAGCACGAGCUUGUCGCCGCCGUGAUCGACACCGCUCUCAAAUCCUAUGCGCGUGAGGGUCGCCUUCCGGUUCUCGGGUCGAAUCUCAAUGAUUUCUUCCUCUACUGCCCCAGUGCUGGGCCUGAUGCUUUGAGUCCAUGGGACACAAUCGGAUCUCAAGGAGCUCGGAAUUUCAUGCUGUGCAAGAAGCCCCAGCCAGUGAAAUUGGCUGCUGCUGCUGAUGAUGAUGAUGAUGGAAGAUCGUCUCCCACAAUGGCUCGUAAGGGGAAUGGGAGUUGGAGGGCAUGGCUCAACAAGUCCCUCAAUCUCAAGAUUUCUUCCCAUUAAUCAGUUUCUCUAUUAAUGGACAAUUUACCAUUUGUUUUUUUCUUUGGUUCUGUUUCUUGUUUUUUGAGUUAUUAUGGUUAGCAUAAAUGGUCGUGCAAUUGUUGUUCUUUUUUUCUUUUUUUUAUCUGGUUUGUGUUGGAGAACCUUGCAAGUUUCUUUACAAAUAAAUUUCCUUAUUGAAGAUGUCUU